UAAACGGCUUACUAUAAGAGAGAGCGUCAUGCUAAGUACUUAACAGUCAGUACAGGAAAAAUGUCGGCGAAUUUGAACACAUCUCUGAGUGGAACACACUCAGCUAUAACCUCACCGCAAUGCAUCAAUCCUACGGCGCAAAAAAUCGGAGAAACAUUCGCUUACUGUCUGUUAUCGAUUGUUUCGCUGGCUGGCAAUAUCUUUAUGGGGAUCACAGUCUACAGCUCGAAAACCUUGAGAAAAUCUACCAAACUUUUCAUCGCCAACAUGGCCAUAUCCGAUCUGUUGUAUCCGAUUUUCCUGUUUCCAAACAACUUGACGCAGCUAUAUCGAGGACAAUACUUCUGGUCAGUCAGCGGUCGUCUUGGAGAAACACUGUGUAAGCUGGUUCCCUUCUUAGCAGAUGCCUCCAACGCUGUGUCAAUUUUGAGCGUGGUUUUGAUAGCAAUGGAACGAUAUAGAGCAGUGGUAUUUCCCUUCCGUUCCCCACUCGGCUCAAAGUUCUGCGCUCUCUCCAUUAUCGCUACUUGGACUAUCUCAAUGGCUCUUCAUUUACCAUAUCUCUUCGCCUUUUCGCUAAUGGAACAUUCGGAAGAAAAAAAGUGUGAACCACAGUGGAAGAAAACUUUUGAGGAUUCCUUUCCCUUUGAAACCUAUAUCUGUGCUGGUUCUAUUUUAAUUUUCUUCAUUCCUCUCUUUGUUACUAUUUUACUUUACGUUAUAAUUAUUUUAAAACUCAAGUCCCAGAUGACUCCAGGCGAGCAAUCAGCUAAUGCCUUAACACAUCGAGCAGAGAGGGAGUGGAAAGUGCUGAAGAUGUCCAUUGCUAUCGUGAUGGCGUUUAUAAUAUGCCGAAUUCCCUACACCAUUAGUUAUUUCAUGGUCUAUUUUCCACAGAACACCUCCAUGAUCAAGUCUUGCGGUUUUCAAUACUUCGCGCAUACCGCUUUUUUUCUUGCUCACUCACAUUGUGCUAUAAACCCUUGCAUUUGUUUUAUUUGCUGUAGAGGCUAUCGAAAAGACUUAAAACAGAUUUUGAAAAAGAGCUUUCACAGGAAGGUAAAGAGAUCCUACGUCUGA
Molecule: messenger RNA, 1080 nt
Organism: Pocillopora verrucosa
Lineage: Eukaryota; Metazoa; Cnidaria; Anthozoa; Scleractinia; Pocilloporidae
Product: endothelin receptor type B-like
Biological process (GO): G protein-coupled receptor signaling pathway
Cellular component (GO): membrane
Molecular function (GO): G protein-coupled receptor activity
Source: RefSeq, a predicted model, not a curated record